Messenger RNA from Acanthaster planci (crown-of-thorns starfish), 2226 nucleotides. RefSeq names its product CCM2 scaffold protein (gene ccm2). The record is from RefSeq and is a predicted model, not a curated record. NCBI's taxonomy places the organism in Eukaryota, Metazoa, Echinodermata, Asteroidea, Valvatida, Acanthasteridae.
CAGUCCAUAAUACAAUCGCCCACUGCAUCAUUCCUUUCUGCCUCCUGGGAGUGAUUCAUUUUACACAUGGGGAAAUCCACGUACACUUAGUUACAUGGUGAACGCCUCUUCCUUUUCGAUAGCUCACGGUAUAAACAGGGUACCCGUCAACUCCCCGUGUUUUGUUCUGUUGUUUUGGCAGCUGGGAAUGUUGCAGACGACGCAGACACGUUGAAACUGCAUGUACAUAUGCGAAAGGACCUCGUAAUUAUGCAUUUUUGGAAAGGAAACGCCAAAUCAAACCUUUCUAUAAUUUAGGAAUUCAUGUCAUGGGCAUGGAAGAGGAUAUUGCUCCAAAGUCUUCGUCCAAAAAGCAAGGAGGGUUACUGGGUCUUUUCAACAAGGACAAGGACAGGGACAGAGGCCGCGUGGGCAUCAACAGGCACUCCCGGGAUCGGGAGUCCAGAGAUUCUCACGAAAUCUCCUCACAGUUGGCCCAUCACCACCCCCACCACCACCACACUGCGCUGGAAGGCAGGCGGGCGCUCAAGACCAUGGAGCUGAGUCCCCCAGAGUACAAGGUGGAUCCGCAGGUCCUCAUCGACAGCUUUCUAGAAAUUGCAAUCAAGUACUUGGGGGUCAUUCCGAGUGUUCCAUACGGACUGGAUCCCACCAAACGGACAGAGCUGCUUAGAAUUGUUGAUAAAGGAAAGAAGCAAGGUUUACUACCCUGGAGCACAAGGGAGAACAAACACGAUGCCAUCCUGUCAGUCUCAGCCAAACAGAUCAAGGUGGUCAGACGAGACGGAGAGGAAACACUAGUGCGUUUGCCAAUCCACGACAUAGCUGCCGUAAGUUACAUCCGGGACGACGGACAACACCUCGUCAUGUUCAAAAUUGCGACUGACAGUCAACAGGAGCAAUGCAACCUGGUCGUGUUCGAGUGUCGAUCAAAGGAAAGUGCCGAUGAAGUGUGCGCUUUGGCCCAGCAGAUUUUCUACAUAGUCUACACGGAGCUGACCAUGAAAUACUUUGAUCAGAGCAUCAUCAGGGCAGCAAGAAACACGUCCCUCGGAAGUGUUUCGAGGAGUGUGGUCAGCCGGGCAGCCCUUGAUCCUGACGUCUUCCAGCCGCCCCCGUCUAGCACAGCUUCGUCUGAGUACCCAGGCUCGCCGGCAAUGAGACAGAGCAAUAGCAUGGACGAUCUGAGCGUCACUGCCAAAGUGUUACUCCAAGAGUACAUUGAAGUGCUUCGGAGUAAGCUCUCGUCUGACGAGCUACAACAGUUUGCAGGAAUCCUACGUGACUACCGACAGACAGGAUCAAUCAAGGAGUUCUGCACCAGGCUGCAGAAGCUUUACGGACCCGAUCGAAAGCUGCUCUUUCCAGGUAUGAGACCCUACAUUCCAGAGAAGGACAUUGACUACUUUGAGAAUGCCCUGGAGAGGAUGGGCAUCCAGGAUGCGGCGGCCAACGGCUACUACUACUACACCAGCCCCCAUCGCUCAAGGCGAACCAACAGCGAGGCCUCCUCCUCCAUUGGAGGGUUCGAUAUGGGACUCUACAGCCACUCCAUCAUGUCGGAGCGGGAUGAGCUAGACCGGGCACUGCAGGACAUUUGCAAUGAGGUGGAACACCUGGAGACAAGCGUGGACUCGUGAGCCUGUACAGCCCGGGGAUUCAUUCGAGUAGUUUGGCUCUCUGACUCACAUUAUUAGGUGAUCUCUGUGAUCACAUGAGCAACUGAUCUCUGUGACUCACAUGAGUAACUUAUCUCUGGUCACGAGUAACUAAUGUCAGUGACUCACUGAGUAAACGUCUCUGUGACUCGCAUGAGUAACUGAUCUGUGACUCACAUGUGUAUUAGUGAAUACUGUGACUCAUGAGUAACUGGCCUCUGUUACCAUUUGAGUGAUGCCUGAGCUUUUUGAUGAGCAGGAGAAGCACCUUGUCCGUGCCACCCAAAGUUAAAGUGAAGGCAGCUGACACAGUGACUGUUAAAAGCGCAUGACAAUGAGCACGAUGUUCUGCACGUGCCCUCUCACCACAAAACAACUGCUCUUCCAUCACAGCAGGCACUCUAGAAUAUGCACAGAGUGGGGCUUUUUCCUACAGUAUACCUUCCCAACAAACAAUACGUAAUCUAUAUGUUGUACAACUCGCAUCAUGAUGAGGGUAAUUCCAGAAAUUAGGGGUCCAAAAGUGUGACAUUUUCGUGUCCCUGUUACAUCUUACCUUUGUUGUUUG